GUAUAUAUUCACUUUUAAAUUUGACAAUUUUCAUUAGUUUCAUAUUUUUCCAACAAAAAAUUCAACACACACAAAAAUAAACAAAAGUUACCAUGAAACAAAAGAACAACUGCAGCGAGUGCAACUGCGGCAGCUGCAACAACAACAACAACAACCACAACACGAGCAGCAGCUGCUGCAGCAGCAGCGCUUGGAGCAUGGAGGAUCUGUGCGCCUUUUGCCUGGAUCACAUACAUGAUCCCGUGCAGCUGCCCUGUUGCAAGCAUCAAUUCUGCCGCAGCUGCCUGCUGUUGUAUCGUGAGGCGCGCAGCUGGCAGGCCAAGCGCUGCCCGCUCUGUCGACGCAGUCUCGAGGCGUUCCAGACGCUGGACCCAAACGAAACGUACUUAAAGGGCAGCUGGCGUCUCACGUUUGUGCUGUUGCUGGGCUUAAUGCUGUUCAGUUUGGGGCCAUUCUUUUUGCUGCUGAUCUACUGGUAGAUGCCGCACAACGGACGCAGCAUGCAAGUCAACUGCCCAGCACUGUUUCACACACAGAUACACACACACACACGCCAUUGUUUAUAUGUGUAGUCAGUGGCAUUAAAAAAAAAGUCCGGCCAUAUCUCAAACCCUUUGUUCGGUUGAGUCCAAUAAACCCGUAUAUUAACCAGUUGCAUUUCGCAUGCAUCUGGAACUGUA
Messenger RNA from Drosophila montana, 680 nucleotides. RefSeq names its product E3 ubiquitin-protein ligase rnf146. NCBI's taxonomy places the organism in Eukaryota, Metazoa, Arthropoda, Insecta, Diptera, Drosophilidae. Bases 93 to 479 code for a protein of 128 amino acids. The transcript has 2 exons. The record is from RefSeq and is a predicted model, not a curated record.